Vigna unguiculata (cowpea) is the source of this 1528-nucleotide messenger RNA. RefSeq names its product wax ester synthase/diacylglycerol acyltransferase 4-like. Gene Ontology annotation, molecular function: diacylglycerol O-acyltransferase activity. Gene Ontology annotation, biological process: triglyceride biosynthetic process. NCBI's taxonomy places the organism in Eukaryota, Viridiplantae, Streptophyta, Magnoliopsida, Fabales, Fabaceae. The record is from RefSeq and is a predicted model, not a curated record. Gene Ontology annotation, cellular component: plasma membrane.
AUGAACUGCUUCGAGGAAGAUGUUCCAAUGCCUCUGAGUCCUAUGGCAGACUACUUUAGCAGCUCUCUGAUAAACGUGUUUGUCAUGGCUGUUGCUGAAUCUGAGAUUCCAAUUGAUGAAUCAAAAGUUUUACCUCUGCUUAAGAACAAGUUACUUCCCAUCUGCUCCAGAUUCUCUUCUAUCAUGGUUACUGAGAAGAAUGGGAAAAAAGUUUGGAAACAAGUUGAUGUUAAUCUAAAGGAUCACGUCAAGAUUCCUAAGUUUACAUCCAACAACCGAACACUCAAAUUAUACGACCAGUGUUUUGAUGAAUACAUGGAAAAAAUAGCAAUGGAACAGAUACGAGAAGAUAAACCACUUUGGGAAGUGCAUUUGUUUAAGUAUCCAACGAGCAAAUGUGAAGGAACUUUUAUAUUUAAGCUCCAUCACGCACUUGGAGAUGGCUUCUCUUUCAUGACAACUUUCCUUUCGAUAGUGGAAAGUGCUGAUAAUCCUUCUAUUCCAGUAAAAUUUCCUUCAAGUAAAUCAUCAACAAGCACCAAUGGCAUGCCAAAACAAUUAUCUCAAACUGCUUCUGUGAUGUUCAAGAGUGCAGUUGAUUUUGGCUGGAGUUUGUUGAAAAACAGCUUGAUACCAGAUCAACAAACACCAUUAAGGUCAGGGCAUGAAGAUGUAGGGUUUCGACCUAUGAGAAUAGUUAACGUUUCCCUCUCUUUGGACAGCAUUAAAGAAGUCAAAAAUAAACUCAAAGUGAGCGUAAAUGAUGUGUUGGUUGGCGCAAUUUUCCUUGGCAUUGAACUGUACAUGAAGGCAAAGAAUCACAGAUCAAGAAGUGGUGAGAGUACAGCAUUGGUGCUGCUGAAUACCAGGAAAAUUAGGGCUUACAUACCAGCGAAGGAGAUGCAUGCUACUAACUCUACGGCACCUUGGGGGAACAGAUUCCACUUCAUGCAUGUCCCACUGCCCAUGUUAAGUCAUAACAAAAAAUUGAACCCACUUGAGUUCGUUUUAGAUGCCAAGAAAAAUAUCAACAGACAGAGAAAUUCUUUGGCAGUACCAAUGACUGGUGUGCUUUUACGCUUGUUGAACCAAAUCAAAGGACCACAGGCUGCUACAAAAUACAUGUAUAAGAUAAUGAAUAAUGCAAGUUUGAGCAUCUCACACAUGGUAGGACCAUCAGAGAAAGUGUCUUUGGCUGAUCAUCCAAUCAAUGGCUUCUACUUCAUGACUGUUGGUUUAUCUCAGAGUAUGACAGUGACUAUCACAAGCUACAUGGGAUAUUUAAGAGUUGGAUUUGGAGUAGAAGAAGGCUUCAUAGAUGAAUACCAACUCAAGUCAUGUUUCGAGAUAUCUCUGCAGAUGAUAUUGGAAGCAGCAAAAAAUUUACCUAUAUGAAAACUAUAUUAUUGAUCAAAGAAUAGUUAUUACGUACUAUAUGUUUGAAAUGUUUGAUAGCAUAUAUUAAACUUUUAAAAAGCAAAAAUAAUCAAUAAAAUGGAUAAUAAAAAUCCAACGAAUGUGAUCCAUA